Molecule: messenger RNA, 2999 nt
Organism: Thalassophryne amazonica
Lineage: Eukaryota; Metazoa; Chordata; Actinopteri; Batrachoidiformes; Batrachoididae
Gene: arhgap4a
Product: Rho GTPase activating protein 4a
Exons: 24
Coding region: 87-2633 (848 amino acids)
Biological process (GO): negative regulation of cell migration; signal transduction
Cellular component (GO): cytoplasm
Source: RefSeq, a predicted model, not a curated record
AGAGAGAGAGAGAGAAAGAAUGGAAGGACUAAUGGAAAAGGGUGGCAGGCUGGAAAAAUGACACACUUCUUUCUACAGGGAGCUCCAUGUUUGCAACGAACGUCUUAGGAGAAUUCCACCCAGUUGGAGUGACAAUGUCUUCUCACGUGAAACUUAGGAAGGAGAGGGUUGGUACGGUGGAAUAUGACACACAAAUUAAAGAAGUGCGUUGUCAGCUUGUGGACCAGCUGAAGGUGUUGGACUUGCAGGUGGAGCAGAAAAGCCAACAGCUGCAGGACCUCACGGACUAUCUGCGGCGGCGGGGUGAGAUCGAAAGCGAGUAUGCUCGCUCCCUGGACAAACUUGCCGAAAGGUUCACUUCCAGAAUCAAAAGGAAGGAACCUAGUGGUCACUCUGUGGCUCAGGUCUGGAUGGCUCUACUAUCACAAACCCGCCAAGAAAGUAAGGACCAUAACAGACUGAGUGAGAGCUGCAACAGCAUCUUCACACAACCCCUCACACACUGUCUGGAGUACACACAGCGCCUGGCAAAGAAGAGUAAAGAUAUCUGUGUGCAGUUACAGGACGGACUACUCAAGGUUAUCACAGAGCUACAGACUGCAUGGCGGACGUACUACCAGUACCACUCAGAGUACGUGUGUGCGGAGGGGAAGCUGAAAGAGGCUGAAAAACAGGAGGAAAAGCAGAAGCAGAGUGCUGCUAAGAAACUGGAGAGGUUGAUAGAAAAGAGACAAGGUAAAGUCCAAGAGCUGCACCUGAAGUGCACCAAGGCCCGAAAUGAAUACCUGCUCAACCUGGCUGCCGCCAACUCCUCUAUGAAUAAGUACUACCUCAAAGACAUUUCGACUCUGAUAGAUUGUGCAGAUGUAGGGUACCACCUGUGUCUGGGUCAGGUGAUGCAGGCCUACCUGUCUGGUCGAUUGUGGGCUCAGCAGAAUCUAACUGCAGGCCUACAGCAGCUGCAAGAAUCUGUGGCGGGACUGGACCAGAGCCAUGAUAGAGACACUCUUCUGCAGGACCACUACAACACCUUCUGUCUUCCCUUUCGCUUUGGCUACCAGCCCCAUGAUGGAGAUCAGGUGUCUGAGGUCAGUGGAGAAAGUGAGACCAGGUUCAAACAGAUACAGACCAGACUGAAAGCUGUUACCCAGGAAACAUACGAGGCUGAUAGGAGCAUGCUGGCUGCACAGACAUCUCUGCUGGAGCGCAUCAGUGAUAAUGACCUGGAGCCCUGCAGUGGCAGCACUUCAUCACAGGAGGGCAGCGCUGAGAACCUGCUUGCCAGGCCGAGUGUGGCCCGCCGCCGGUCCAACCUGCAGGAAGUAGAAAACCUCUACUUCACUAGGGUAAAGGAAUAUCUCAUAGGAAGCUCAAUGGUGUCUAAACUAGAAGCCAAACAUGACCUGCUCAAAGAAGCUGUGGAAAAAGCUGAAGCAACAAUUGGACAUGAGCCCAGACACAGUGCAAAGACUGUUCGGGUCAGGAGGAAUCCCUCGUGUCUAAAUUUAACUCACAACCACAAACUAUUCGGUGGAGACCUGCUGUCCUUCAUAAAGGCGUCAGGACAACAGAUCCCAGUAGUUGUGGAGAGCUGCAUUCGCUUCAUCAACCUUAAUGGUCUUCAUCAUGAAGGCAUAUUUCGGAUUCCAGGCUCCCAGAUGGAGGUUAAUAACCUGAGGGAUGCGUUUCAGCGAGGAGAGGACCCCCUAACAGAGCAGAGGUAUGACCUGGACUCUGUGGCGGGAGUGCUGAAACUCUACUUUAGGGAACUGGAGAAUCCCCUCUUCCCUAUCAACAGCACCGGCCAGCUCUUGGAGUGUGCACAAAUGAAGAAUGAGACAGAGAGAGCAGCUCAACUCAAAAUGACCAUCUCAUCCUACCCUGAGCCCGUCAUCGUUCUCAUGAGAUAUCUCUUUGCAUUCCUUCAUCAUGUGUCCCAGUAUAGUGAUGAAAACAUGAUGCAGCCUUACAACCUGGCUGUCUGUUUUGGCCCCAACCUGGUAAGGGGGCAUCACGACGAUGUUGUCACACUGCAGCCACAGAUCAAUGCUCUGGUGAAGAACAUUAUCCUCCAGCACGAGAGUGUCUUUCCUGGUCAGGACGAAGUACACGGUCCAGUGUAUGAGAAGUGCAUGACACUGGAACAAGAUGAUUGUGAGCCAAUCACUGAAGAAGGAGAGGCAGACUGCUCUCACAAUAAAGAUGAAUUUGAAACGGAAUCAUCAACUGACCACAGCACCAGUUCUUCUGCAGCUCAGAAAAUGGCAGAGCGCCCCAGAGCCAACAGCAGCAGUUCUGCUGAUCAAAGAAGACUAUCAGGCCCAGCAGGGGGCAGUAUUGUUUCAGCUGGAAAAAUAAUUCUCCAAAUUCCUGUUGGGCCACAGUGCAAGCCGAGGCGGGUCCACUCUCCGGGCUCUGUGCACAGGAAUCGCACACACUCUGCCUCUGAUGAAAUCAUUAUUCAAGUUGACAAGGCUGUCUGUCGCCAGAUGGACCGCGUCUGCAAGGAGCUCAUCUCUCGGCAAGCACUGCAGGAUACCUCUUCCUCCACCUUCAGUCCUUCCACCCAUGAUCCCCAAAAGAAAGGGAGGGAGGAUGGACGUAAAGGAAAAGGAGCAGAUCCAUUCGACUAAGGGAACUGACAUCAGUUGAACAUCAGAAGAUAUAAACUGUGCCCUCAGAUUAUCACCAAACUGAAUCUCCUUCCAACACAGCAGCUUUGCAGUUCCUGUUGGUGGUGGAGGCAUCUGUCUGCUGUGAGCUUAUUAAACUGGAGGGGUUUCAUUUAUGUUUUGUGCAGAUCUGCAAAUUACUUGAAAAGGUACAUGUGUGUUUUUGCAUCUGAAUGUGACUAUUUGAGAUACAAUGCAGCCAGAACGUAUUACAGAGCUUCUCUUUUUCACAUUUUAUGUUACAGCCUAAUUCCAAAAUUGAUGAAAUUCACUUUUUCCCCCCACAAAAUUCUACACAGAGUUCCCCAUAAUGACAAUGUGAAAAAA